Messenger RNA from Magnolia sinica, 3085 nucleotides. Its product is annotated as G-type lectin S-receptor-like serine/threonine-protein kinase At1g11330. NCBI's taxonomy places the organism in Eukaryota, Viridiplantae, Streptophyta, Magnoliopsida, Magnoliales, Magnoliaceae. The record is from RefSeq and is a predicted model, not a curated record. Gene Ontology annotation, molecular function: ATP binding; protein serine/threonine kinase activity. The transcript is spliced from 7 exons. The coding region runs from base 59 to 2572 and encodes 837 amino acids. Gene Ontology annotation, biological process: protein phosphorylation; recognition of pollen.
UUUCUCUAAUUCAUAAAGUUACCUAUCUUUGAAAACAACGCCAGUUUUCUGCGGAGAAAUGGUUACUGCAACCAGCAAGAGGAAUGAAAGAGCUCUUCUUCUCUAUCUCUCUCUCUUUCUUAUCUUCAUCUUCCAUUUUUGCACUGCAAUCAACACCAUAACCCCAACCCAAUUCAUCAAAGAAGGACAAAGCCUCAUUUCGACUGGUGAGAUCUACCAACUCGGCUUCUUUAGCCCUCCCAAUUCCAAGAACCGCUACGUUGGAACAUGGUUCCACAACGUCCCGACACAAACUGUCGUUUGGGUGGCGAACCGAGAAAACCCACUUACGGAUUCAUCUGGAGUUUUCAGAAUCAACGGUGACGGAAACCUCGCUGUUGUAGAUGGAAGAGGAAACAUUCUUUGGUCUUCGAAUUCUUCCACUGCAGUGAAAAAUUCAACCGCGACGAUUCUUGAUACCGGUAAUCUUGUUCUGAGAGAAAGAAAUUCGAGUAGCAGCAAUGGAGUUGUGAUAUGGGAGAGCUUCAAAGAUCUCUCCGACUCGUUCUUACCUACGAUGGAGUUGUAUGUUAAUCUCAAGACAGGCGAGAGAAAUGUUCUAACUUCAUGGAAGAGCAGCAACGAUCCUGCAGUAGGGAAUUUCACUUUCGGCAUCGACGGACAUGAGAUCCCACAACUUCUUGUAUGGAAUGGUAAGAAUCGAUACUGGCGAAGCGGGCAAUGGAAUGGAAAGAUAUUCACGGGAAGGCCUUUAAUGUAUGAUAACUACUUAAACGGGCCUAGGGUAGUUAAUAUCCAGGAAGGGAUGAUAUACUACACACAUGCGUACUUUAGUAAAGGAUAUUCAAGAUUGUGGUUGGAAUGGGAUGGCAUGUUUACACAGAAGAAUUGGGAUGAAAAUAGAAAGGAAUGGUUUGUGCCAUGGGGAGAUCCUCGGACCCAAUGCGACGUCUAUGGCACGUGUGGCCCGUUCGGGGUCUGUAGGGAGUUCGGUUCGCAGAUGUGUAGCUGUUUGAGAGGGUUCGAACCGAAGUCGAUCGAUGAAUGGAAUAAGGGGAAUUGGUCAGGUGGGUGCGUUAGAAGGACACAACUGAAUUGUAGCAGUGAUGGAUUUUUUAAACUAGAAAGGAUGAAAAUGCCUGAUUUUUCAGACUGGAUGCGACUCUUGAAUGCCAAGGAGUGUGAAGAUGGGUGCCUGAAGAACUGUUCUUGUGUGGCCUAUGCUCACGUUAGUGGGAUUGGGUGUAUGGUUUGGGGUGGAGAUUUGAUGGAUAUUCAAGAGUUCCCUUCCGGGGGUGAGGAUCUUAACAUCCGUUUAGCGAUUUCUGAACUCCGUGAAAAGGGAGAUUCUAAAUUAAUUAUCAGGAGAACCUUGGUUGCUUUGGCAAUAACAAUCCUGGGUUUCUGCACCUGCAUUUUGGGUUGGUGGUUGGUCAAACAAAGAGGAAAGAAGACCAGAAUGCAGGAAAUGACACUAUUCGAAGCGAGCUCAAGGGUAAUAGAGGGCUCUAGAAGUUCUUCGGAAGCCAAUACACUGAGAAAUGGUAUAAAGCAAGUAAACGGCCUGGAAUUGCCGAUAUUCGAGUUCAGGACAAUAGCAUAUGCAACGAACAGCUUCUCUAAUGCCAAUAAGAUUGGAGAAGGUGGUUUUGGUCCCGUUUAUAAGGGCAUGCUGCCAGAGGGACAGGAAGUAGCAGUGAAAAGGCUAUCCAAGAGCUCUGGACAAGGCUUACAGGAAUUCAAGAAUGAGGUUAUCCUAAUCUCCAAACUUCAACACAGGAAUCUUGUUAAGCUAUUGGGGUGUUGCAUUGAAGGAGAAGAGAAGCUGCUGGUGUACGAGUACAUGCCAAACAAGGGAUUGGAUUCCUUCCUCUUUGAUCCCAACCAAAAAGCAGUACUAGAUUGGGGGAGACGCUUCCACAUUGUCGAAGGGAUCGCUCGUGGGCUUCUUUACCUUCACCGAGACUCCCGAUUGAAGAUAAUUCAUCGGGAUCUAAAAGCCAGUAACAUUCUUUUGGAUGGAAGCUUGAAUCCGAAAAUAUCAGACUUCGGAACGGCAAGGAUUUUUGGAGGAGAUCAGAUUCUAGCAAGAACAAACAGGGUUGUUGGGACAUAUGGAUAUAUGUCACCUGAGUAUGCCAUGCAAGGACGGUUUUCAGAGAAAUCCGAUGUCUUCAGCUUCGGGAUCUUGUUGUUAGAGAUUGUGAGCGGUAUGAGGAACAUGGGCUUCUAUCCUCGGACAGGGUCUUUGAGCUUGUCGGAUUACGCUUGGCGGUUGUGGAACGAAGACACGAUGUUGGAGAUGAUCGAUCCUGUUCUGGGAGGCUCUGUCUCAAAAUCGGAAGUGCUGAGAUGUGUCCAUGUGGGGCUUUUGUGUGUGCAAGAAUUCGAGGCAGACAGGCCCACCAUGGCAUCAGUGGUGUUCAUGCUUGGCAGUGAAAUUGUCACUCUUCCAACACCCAAACCGCCUGCAUUUACCAUAAGUAGAAAUUCUGCAAAAUCAGAUUCGGCACAGAACCAUGGAAUUUUCACAGUAAAUGAAGUCACCAUGACAACAAUUCAUGGCCGCUGACACAAAGACAAGAUGGAUAAUCACUCCACAACCACCAAUGUGGCUCGAUCCAUAUUUAGCCCGACCAUUAGACAGGCCACACGCCUGUAGCAGAAAAUGGGUGGUAAUAAGAUAUUGACCACAGUUCGUUCGAUGCAGGCAUGUGGGGUCUUGCUGAUGAACAACCUUUUAUCUCAGUGGAUGUCUACUCUUGCCAGUAGCUAUAUCCUGCUCAAGACAUACCCGCUAUCGUGACUGCAUAUACUCAUUUCCACCACUGAAUCCUGCUAAUGUGUUAGAGAGUGUGCUGGUGUAUAUAUUAUAUCGUAUUUGGAGCUCCUUCAGAACACCUUAUAUUUUCUUUUUAGAGUUUUUUUUUUUUUAAUAAGAUUAGAGACAAUCAUGUAAACUAGUGGUAUUGAGCUCGUGGAAAGAGAAAAUUUAGGGCUACAGCCUUGACUUUUGUUUAAAACAAAAAACUCAGGGGCUUUUUGCAGAUGAGAUCUAGACUGUACUUCCAUCGCUGCAUUUUCA